Pseudo-nitzschia multistriata is the source of this 1192-nucleotide messenger RNA. Lineage: Eukaryota; Bacillariophyta; Bacillariophyceae; Bacillariales; Bacillariaceae. The record is from the annotation of a GenBank genome assembly.
AGUGACCGUUUAGUUGUUCGACGAUUGACGAGCUUGCGAUAUCCCACACACAGACCACAGAUUCAUUCUGACUAUUGCCGUAGAGAUAUUGGCCACUUUUUGACCAUGCUAGCUUGGGUUGACUAUAGCAAUCGUUUUUGUGGCCGUAGAGGUUUCGAACCUGGUUGCCUGACCUCCAGUCCAUGAUGAUGUUUCGAGAGCUGUCAGUUGCGAGAGCCAGGUAGUCUCUUUCAAACGGAGACAUGUCCAUGACUGCGAAGGAUACAUGAUCAUCAAAAAAAGCAUUCCCCGAGCCUUUGUUGAGAUGAAACUUCUGCUGCUUAAAGUUAUCUUGAAGAUCAAAGCAUAACACAUUUGGAGACCCCCUGGCGUAACAACAGAGCUGAUCUUCUCGGAAACAAAGAGAUUCUAUGGGUCCAGAAAGCUGGAGAUUUUGGAUCUUUUCCAGUUUAACGCCAGUGGAAUCAAUAAGGUUCCACUCGAGUUUGUGAACCUGAAUGCAACCAUCUGCAGAUGCUGUUGCCAGGAUAUUGUCGGUCGGCGACCAUGCCAAACAUUUUACGUACUUCCCGUGUUUGAUGAAACCCUUACAAACUUCAUUGACACUGAUGACCGAACCAUCCUUUUCGUAAAAUAGCACGUGCACCGUACCAUCCAUGCACCCGGCGGCGACGAAUUUCGUGUUGUGUCCUUUCCUAGAGAAAUCAAUCGAGAUCACGGGAGCAUCGCAGUCAAUACGCGAUGAACUUUCCACGACUUGUUGGCUUGUUUCGUUUCCAAAUGCUCUGUUCCAGAGUGUUAAGGAAAUAUUUCUAUCUGCUCCACCGGUUGCAAGCACAGAUUCGUCGUUAGAAAUGGAACAACAAAGUACAUUCGAAACACCGUGGCAAUUCUCGAGAAGGACCGAUUUGUUUUUGGCAUAUCCGCCGUCACCCGAUUUGACAAAAUGAUCUGCUUCGACCGACUCAUUAUUCCGACUUGUCGAUGUUGCGGAUUUUGCAGUGCCAGACGAUGCUUGGGCUGCGGUUGCCUCACUGCGAUAGAUUUCUACUUCCGCCUUUAGGGCUUCAUUUUCGACAGUCAGUACACUGCAUCGCUGUUUUAGAGCUUUCACUUGCUCCUUCAAGACUUCGUUCUCUGCCCGGGCUAUUACGUGGUAAAGAAUGUUGUGCAACAAACACGAAAAAUAUGA